AUGGUUCAAGCAACAAAUUUUGCAGAAAAUAAAAGCCUGGAGAAAUUCAACAGGGAAUCUCGAUGCAUGGCCGAGUUAACUGGAGAAGUAAAACAUGAGCUAAUCUUUCUCUUGGUGGUUAAUAUUUCUGUUUCCAUUACUGCAUUUCUGGGGAACACUCUGAUCCUAGUCGCUCUGCAGAAAGAAUCUUCACUUCAUCCUCCGUCCAAACUCCUGUAUCGUAACCUAGCGAUAACUGAUCUCUGUGUCGGUGUGAUUGCAGAGCCUGUUUAUGUUGCCUAUUUUAUGUCCGUGCUAAGCGAUAAAUGGGAUAUUUGCUUUUACGCGAAUUUGUUAUCUUUUUUCACGUGCUAUGUUUUUAGUGCCGUGUCAUUAUUUACAUUGGCUGUAAUCAGCGUGGACAGACUUCUCGCCCUGUUACUGGGGCUGAGAUACAGACAAGUUGUAACUUUGAAAAGAACACUGGUGACCCUAAUUGUAGGUUGGAUAUUGUCCAUUGUGGGUAUAUUGACCUACCUGUGGGAUCCCAAUGUGACGUCAUGGUGCAUCAAGUUAGGCUUAUCUGUUUGUCUCGUCACCUCAUUUGUCUGUUACGUCAAGAUUUUCGUCAUUCUGCGUCAUAACCAAAUCCAAGUGCUGGACCACUUUCCUCAAAGACAGCAGAACCAACCAGUUCCGCUUAACAUAGCGCGAUACAGAAAGGCAGUGUCCGCUGCAUUGUGGGUGCAGAUGACAUUGGUUGUUUCUUAUCUGCCGUUCCUUAUAACCGAAGCUUUGAAACAUCAGCGAGGGAUGCCACUAUCGCUUUACCAUGCAAGGGAAUUUACCGGUACCUUAGUUCUUCUAAACUCCUCUUUAAACCCCUUGCUGUACUGUUGGAAGAUUAGAGAAGUAAGGCAAGCCGUAAAGGAUACCAUGAGAGAACUUUUAUGUUCAUUGCCAAAUUAG
This is a messenger RNA of Porites evermanni, 948 nucleotides long. NCBI's taxonomy places the organism in Eukaryota, Metazoa, Cnidaria, Anthozoa, Scleractinia, Poritidae. The record is from the annotation of a GenBank genome assembly.